CUGUUUAUUUUCUUCAGUGUCAUAGAGGCGUUACACUCGGAGAAACUACGGCCACAGGCACGCGGGUGGACACGUAAGCUUGAGUGACGGAUUUCUGAUUAAAGUCAAGGUUGUCCAGCUAUCUACCCAGGAAGAAUAAUCUUUCCUAACAGGAUUUCACACAGAUCUGAACGAUGUGUAGUUUCAACUUGUUUGAAAUAUGAUGUCUGUACAAUACAGGGAUAAUCGGGAGUAAUGUGAAAGAAAACAACUACUUGUGUUUUAUCUAUAGCCUAUCUUAUAGAUAUUAUUUUGCCUUAAAGUGUUUUAGUCGGUAGUGCCGUAAAAUUUCUGAAACAAAAGUUGCAUAUCUUCAAGGUUAUCAAACGGUCGUAUUUUAAAACAGUACAUUAUUCACGUUUGGAAACGGGGACUAGAUACGGACUAUUGCUUCAACGCUCUUGUGGAAAGGAUGAUAUCUUGGGCAAUUUCUUCAAAUAAACACCCAUUAGUAAUUUUUCAUUAACUUAUUUCUCAAAAGUUGCAAGUGGAGCUAUUCACGCCUUGGAUUUGUGAGGUUUCAGCCACCUUUUGACUGACUGUUUGUUGGAAAUGAACCUGUGGUGUGAAAAAGACCGUUAAAUAACCGUUGGAAUUGUGCUCGAGCGUUCCGGAAAUUAUCUGCUUUAACGGCGGACGGACCGUAAUUGCUCACUGGUUGUUCGUAUGGGAUCUAUCAUGAUUUUACUGAAUAUUCUCAGCGUCCUGUUUAUACUGGAUGAGGUGGUACUUUCCAUGGCCAGCCAUUCUGCCUUGUCAGGGCUGGAAACUCACGGCUGGAGAGCCCCUAUGGACUGCCUGCGGGCCAGUGAGGUGUGCAACCAAAACUCACAGUGCAGCUCACGCUUUCGCAUCAUGCGCCAGUGCCUGGUAGGUCGUGACCGGACCACCAUGCUAGCUAACAGGGAGUGUCAGGCAGCCCUUGAGGUGCUGCAGGACAGCCCCCUGUACGACUGCCGCUGCAAGAGGGGCAUGAAGAGGGAGCUCCAAUGUCUGCAGAGCUACUGGAGCAUUCAUAUGGGUCUUAAUGAAGGAGAAGAAUUGUAUGAAACAUCCCCAUAUGAGCCAAUGCAUCUCUCUGAUGAGUUCCGACUUGCCUCCAUUAUUUCUGCCAUGGACUCAGCUUCUGCUAAAGAGAAUCCGUGCUCUGACACCGGCAAGCCUUGUAACCCUUGCCUGGAUGCUGCGAAGGCCUGCAACCUUAACGACACCUGCAAGAGGCAGCGUGCAAUGUAUAUGGCCACCUGCAACCGUGCAAUUCCCAUACAACAAGCUCAGGAACCCUGCAACCGGAAGCGCUGCCAUAAGGCUCUGCGGCAGUUCUUCGACCGUGUCCAGACGGAAUUCAGCUACCCAUUGCUCUUCUGCUCCUGUCGGGAUAAAGCAUGUGCUGAGCGUCGGCGGCAAACCAUCAUGCCCGCCUGCUCUUUCGAGGAGAAGGCAAAGCCCAACUGCCUUGAAUUGAGAAGGACCUGCCGCUCAGAUCCGCUCUGCAGAUCCAGACUGGCAGACUUCCACAUGAAUUGCCAGACGACACCGCAUUCAAUAACAAGUUGUCCUAAUGAUAACUACCACGGCUGUCUGGUGUCCUAUGUUGGACUCAUUGGUUCAGAUGUGACUCCUAACUACAUGGAUGCCAGCCACACCAACAUAACCAUCUCCCCUUGGUGUGGCUGUCGAGGCAGUGGAAAUCAUGAAGCUGAGUGUGAGGCCUUCCUCCGUGACUUCAGAGAGAACACUUGCCUGAGAAAUGCAAUCCAGGCGUUUGGUUAUGGUACGGAUGCGGGUCUUGUUCCCAUCACUGAGUCUCAUUCAGCAGCACCAUCAGUAAGAACCAAUCUGCAGCCGGCUAUCAUCACCAAGCAUGUCAUCAACUCAAAUGAUGUGAAGCCAAUAGACAGUGCAUGCGUUUUCUCCACAUGCGCUGACCUGCAGGACAGUGAGCAGAAGUGUUCUCCCUCCAACAGUUUUGAAUGUGCUGAUGAGCAGAAUGUGCUAAAUCCCAAAAUGGAGGGAUCCAUUGACUCAGUGGACUCUCAGCAGGCAGACAACAACUGUGCCAGACAUUCAUCUGUGACUUCAAUCAGUGUUUCAGCUGCCACAGUGACGCUGGCCUUUGCACUGGUCAGUCAAGUUCUGUAAACACAGCCUGACUCCACAACACCAGGAAUUAUCUGAUGGAAUCUUCUGACCUCAAUCAAAAGUGACAUUGAUCUCUCUCUCUCUCUAUUAGUGUGUGUGUGUAUGUGUGUAUCACACGCCAUCUUUAAAAACAAGUCAAAACAACAAAUCCAUUGGAGGAGUUUCCAAAAAACUGCUUGUAACACCAGUGCCCCAUCAAAGAGAGACUAAGGAAGCCACCAGUGGUUUGGAACUGAUAUGGAAGUUGUGAAGCUGACAGUUCAACAAUGAGAACUAGUAUAAAGAGAAAGACAAAAAGAGAGCUUCUAUAAACUCAGUGGAAUUCUUCUCUUGCAAGGAAGGAAGUAGCCAUGUGCUCUAAUGUGAUGUCUGACAGUUGAUUGAGAACAUGCUUCAAAAUGCAGCCAUGCAUUGCAGCAAAGACGGACAAUCUUUUGAUUGCUUUCAGUGACCCUUUGAUAAACUCUCUGUAUAUUUACCUUGAGAUCAGAUAUAGAAUAUCUAUUUAAAGGGUUUGUUCACCUUAAUAUUUAAAUUCUGUCAUCAUCUACUCACCCUUAUGUUGUUCCAAACCCAUAUAACAUUAUCUCUUCUGUGGAAUACAGACAUAAAUUUUGUUGUCACUCUUUUCCAUGUAGUUACAAUGAAUGGGGACUAAAGCUUGCAAAUGUCAAAAAUGAUGCCCAAGAUUUAUUCCAGUAUCAUAAAAGUGGUCAUUUUGACUUGUGUGCUAUAUUCCAAGUCUUCCAAGUCAUACAAUAGCUUUGUAUGAGAAACAGACAAAAUUUAAGUUGUUAUUCAUUGAUAAUUGAACUCUCCAGGGAGCUUUUAACCGUUGCAAUUGUAUCACUGAGUUAGUGAGUUAAACUUGAGAACUGGAUCAAUAGUGAACAAAUAAUUCUGUUUUUUUAUGAACUGAAUCAACCAAUUUGUUGAAAAGAUCACUGAAUUUUUUACGGAUUGGACAUUGUUACUUCUCUCAAGAAUGCACAAAAGAGAGCUAGGGCAGAUGUCAAGUUUUUUCAUAAACAGUGACAUUAAAUUUGGUCUGAUCUUUACACCAUGCAAUCAGAAGGCUUAUGAAGAUGUAUAUUUAUAAUGCAGGAGUCGUAUAGACUACAUUUAUGACACUUUUAUGAUGCUUUUGAAGCUUGGAAUCUCUAGUCCCCAUUCUCUGUAUUUGCAUGGGAUAAAAACACCCAGUACAUUCUCCAGAAAUUUUCCUUUUGUGUUCCACGAAAGAAAAUCAUAUGCAGUUGGCACAACAUGAAGAUGAGGGAUAUGAGUGACAGAUUUUCGAUUCUGGGUGAACUAGUCCUUUAAAAAAAACAAACAAAAAAAAACAUUCUUCGCUAUUCCUCUGUGCACAUCAGUUCAAUAGUGCCCACUGCAUUGGUCAUUACAAAUAAUUUCAUGUAAAUGUUUUUGUUUGAAGAAGGGAAAAAAAAAUAGAUCACAUGGAUUACGUGAACUUUUUCAUUUUUAGAAAUACUUUUCAUCCAACAAGGAUUUAUCCACGACCGUUUUUAAAAUUGACGAAAAUUGGACCAUAUUGAAUUGGCCAUAAUGCCCUGUGUACAAUGUGUAUAAUGAUGUUUGUAAGUAUAUGAGAUUCCUUGAGAAAAUGUUGAGCUUUUUUCCUGUUUCAUCUCUGAAGAACGAAGCAUGUGCUGGAAAGCAGGGAGAUGCAUGGAAUUAGAACAAAAAGGGAGUGCCAUGUGAAACGUAUCGCCAUGGAGAGCUGUCAGUGCUCAUGAUGUUCGUCUUAGGCUGUUAUUAUGUGUAAUCAUUUCUUUCUUGCAAAAAGACUUGGAUUAUAGUCAAAGAAAAGUUUUCCAGGGAGAACGGAACAAAAGAUCCAUUUGCGGAGAGGGUCAAUUGUUGGUGUAUUUUAUAGUGUGCAAUCUAUCGUGUGGCCUUACUUUUUUGUCUCUGCUAUGUUGCUCCCUCUUAUGUAAUGAUCUGACACUGUACCACUUGCUGAGUGCCACCAAGGCUGACUGAGAUGAUUUCAGACGUUCAAAAAUAGCAGCUCCUAUUACUCAAAAAUGUCUUGGUUCAUUUGUGAUGCUUUAAAAUGAAGCAAGACUGAAGCUCAAGAAUGUGUCAGAAAUAUUUGUCUAAAUCCUAAUAAAAAACGUCUUAGUUAUGUCUUUAA
This is a messenger RNA of Myxocyprinus asiaticus (Chinese sucker), 4339 nucleotides long. It is a transcript of the gene gfra2b, whose product is annotated as GDNF family receptor alpha 2b. The coding region runs from base 706 to 2181 and encodes 491 amino acids. Lineage: Eukaryota; Metazoa; Chordata; Actinopteri; Cypriniformes; Catostomidae. The transcript has 9 exons. The record is from RefSeq and is a predicted model, not a curated record. Gene Ontology annotation, biological process: nervous system development. Gene Ontology annotation, cellular component: signaling receptor complex; external side of plasma membrane. Gene Ontology annotation, molecular function: signaling receptor activity.